ACGCUUGGGUUACAUCCUUUCACCACACAAACAUACACACACACGCACACACACACACCUUUUUUUUUGUACCGGAACUUUUCUGUACUGGUCUGAGCAGCCAGGAGAGGAGAGGAGAGGUGCUGCAGUCCUUCGGAUUGGUAUUUCUGGAGGAGAGAGGAUCCUGAGACCAGUCUUCAUCAUGGCUCGGGACUUUACCGUCCUCCAAAUUGCCGUGCUCCUGCAGGUGCUGUGUCUGACGCUGGCUCAAGUGAGCGGCCCACCCGGAGCUCAGGGUCCUCGGGGUCCACCCGGCCCUCCAGGUACCCCCGGAGCCGACGGCAUCGAUGGUGAAAAGGGGCCUCCUGGGCCUCCUGGACCUGCUGGUCAGAAGGGAGAAUCAGGCCAGCCGGGCCCAGACGGUUCUCCUGGGGAUGAUGGGAUUGAUGGUUUAACUGGAGGAAAGGGUGAACGAGGUCCCAUUGGAAAGCCUGGACCAAAGGGUCUACCAGGGCCUACUGGUCCAACAGGACCACCUGGACCUGGGCUUCCUGGCCUUCCGGGACCAGCAGGUCCGAUAGGGCUUCCUGGGGAAAUUGGACUUACUGGACCCAAGGGAGAUAUGGGACUUCCUGGACCACCAGGUUUGCCAGGACCUCCAGGAAAACCUGGGCCACCUGGGAAGUUCUUGGGUUUAGAAGAAGGCAGUGCUGAUUUUCAGUGCCCUACUAACUGUCCUCCUGGACCUAAAGGUCCUCAAGGUCUGCAGGGCAUGAAGGGUCACAAAGGUCGUGUCGGUAUACUGGGGGCACCAGGAGACAUUGGAAAGCCGGGCACAAAGGGAGAUGUUGGGAUCUCUGGUGAGCAAGGAAUACCAGGCCCUCCAGGUCCACAGGGGCUCAGAGGCUAUCCAGGAAUGAUUGGGCGCAAAGGAGAGACAGGCCCUCAAGGCUACAAAGGUAUUGCUGGACCCAUUGGACUUCCUGGAAUCCCUGGUAAAGAGGGACCACGAGGUCCUCCUGGAGAUAUUGGAGACAAAGGUGAUAUGGGUGACCAAGGCAUCAGGGGACUACAGGGAGGAGUGGGAAAGAAGGGAGAGAAUGGUCUCCCAGGGAUCGAUGGCAAAGAUGGUACCCCCGGCAUCCCAGGAAUUAAAGGUGCUGCCGGCCAGAAUGGAAGACCUGGUCCACCUGGACAUCAGGGGACAGCAGGUUUGCCUGGAGGACCUGGCACUAAAGGUGGCGUGGGUGCAAAGGGUGAGCCUGGACCUAGGGGUUUGGUAGGAAUGGCUGGUGCUCCAGGUCCUCAGGGGGAGCCAGGGCCACCAGGAGAAGCCGGUAUGGCUGGAGUUCCUGGACCAAAGGGUGACAGGGGUGAGAGAGGACCUGUUGGGCUUCAGGGAAUCGUUGGCAAGGCUGGAAAUAAAGGAGAAAGGGGGCCAAUGGGUAUACCUGGGCCUCAGGGGAUUCCUGGAACCAAAGGAGAUAAAGGAUUCCAAGGCAAAGUCGGACCAAAGGGAGACUUUGGUGACCCAGGUGUAGAGGGAUUGCCUGGAGAGAAGGGAGAAAAGGGACUCUCUGGUGAACCUGGGCCUAAAGGACAGCAAGGAGUCAGGGGUGAUCAGGGCUACAAUGGUCCUACAGGUGAUCCUGGAAAACCUGGAGACCAGGGUCCACCCGGUCUACCUGGACCUCGAGGCCUCCAUGGAGUAAGAGGUGCACCAGGCAUGCCAGGAAUACAGGGAUCGUCUGGUCGUGAUGCCUCAGAUCAGCACAUCAUCGAGGUGGUCCUGAAGAUGCUGCAGGAAAGGUUAUCUGCUUUAGCAGUGAGUGCAAAGAGGGGAGCACUAGGAGGAGCUGGAGUCAUGGGGCCACCAGGACCUCCAGGACCUCCCGGAGCUCCAGGUCCUCAGGGAGCCCAUGGCCUUACUGGUGCUCGAGGCAUCCCUGGUAUGAUUGGAGCUGCAGGCCAAAUCGGCAACACUGGCCUUAAAGGAAAGAGAGGUGCAAAGGGAGAGAGAGGAGACCCUGGUCGCCCUCACCCAGGUCCCCCAGGGCCACCUGGCCUUCCAGGUCCUCCUGGUCUGGAUGGAGUUGCAAAAGAUGGCAAACCAGGAGAAAGAGGCCCGCAGGGUACAGCCGGUCAACCAGGCCAUCCCGGAAAAGCGGGUCCUCCUGGCCUACCUGGCUUCUGUGAAAUGGCAGCAUGCCUGGCGGCGUCAGCUUACACUUCCCCACGACUCCAGGAAGCUGGCACAGUCAAGGGACCAUCCACUUAAAGCCUUCAAACAUCAGAAAUAUUAAAAAGAGACCCACAGCCCUUUCUUUCAUGGGACAUCAUCAUCAUGAUGCAACGGUCCUGAGUGACUGAAUUUGCGGUUUAGUUUGACAAUUUUGUGUGUGUGUGUGUGUGUGUGAGUGGGGAAGGGUGGUGAUUAGGGUUCAUCAAAAACUGUAAUCUAGGCUCGGCGCCGUCUCACCAUGAGUGCAAUGAGAUAUGAAAAUGUCAUCAUUAGGACAUCAUGAUGACAAUGAGGUCCUCGGGAAGCCUUAACUCAGAGACUGAAAUCUAAUCCCUGGUGCUGUUUCAUCUUUUGUAGUGGUCACUACAUAUGUUCUUAAUUAUAAGAAUCUAUGAAGCUUAUGUGAUAUAAUGAAACAAGACAUGGCCGGAAUUUCACAGCAAGGUUUACCCGUGUUAAUAUUGAUAAUAAUAAAAAAUUAACAAUAAUACAAAGUCCCAGAAGAAUAGUGUUUAAUUUUUGUAACUUAUUGCUAAAUACCUCGCGGAAACGUCUUUAAGCUUAUAGUUGCUGUGUACAUUACGCACCUGUCUAUUAGCUUUUAAAUAAACAACCUAUUCUAACCUAUUCCCUUUGCCCAUCCAAUAAUACUGUAAAUUCUUUGUAAAUGAUGCAAGUGUGCUAAUUGUGUAGCAGUAUGAAUCAAAUCGGUACAAUAUGGACAGGAACCUAAAGUUUAUAUAGUCAACCUUCAGAAGAACUGAUUAUUCACAGUAACACCCUAUUUAUUUGGUUCAUCUGUAAAGACUUUGUUUUCAUGGUUCAUACCAAUCAAUAAAGAGGAACCUUUUGUAA
Messenger RNA from Clarias gariepinus (North African catfish), 3076 nucleotides. It is a transcript of the gene col9a2, whose product is annotated as procollagen, type IX, alpha 2. The record is from RefSeq and is a predicted model, not a curated record. The transcript is spliced from 32 exons. The coding region runs from base 182 to 2257 and encodes 691 amino acids. NCBI's taxonomy places the organism in Eukaryota, Metazoa, Chordata, Actinopteri, Siluriformes, Clariidae.